GCCGUGGGCGCUGAGUAUCUCCGGGAGAAGACGCAGCAGUUCUGGGUGCACGACGUGCGCUCCAAAUUCGACAUCCAGGGGUGGAUGCACCUGCACAACCAGACGGGCGGCUUCCACACGGAGCAGGUCCACGUGGGCUGUGCCCUGAGCGACCAGACCCCCGUGGACCCGCACUACCAAUACGCCUACGACGGGCAGGACUUCAUCAGCUUCGACAACCAGACGGGGACCCUGCAGAAGCAGCUCUGGGACACGGUGCACCAGGACUUCACGCAGAUCGUCUGGCAGUACCUGACGCACGAGUGCGUGUGGACGCUGCGGAGCCUGGUGCAGCAGGGGCGGGCCGUGCUGGAGCGGCAGGUGCCCCCCGAGGUCUCGGUGUCCCGCAGAGACGCCCCCCACGGCCCCGUCACCCUCUCCUGCCGCGCCAGCGGCUUCCACCCGCGUCCCAUCCACCUCUCCUGGGUGCGGGACGGAGGCGACGUCCUGGCGGAGACGAGCUCCAGCGGGAUCCUGCCCCUCGCCGACGGCACCUACCACACCCAGUCGUCCCUGGAGAUCGGCCCGCGGCCGGACGGGCCCCGCUACGCCUGCCGGGUGGAGCACAGCAGCCUGCCCGCGCCCGCCCUCGUCUGGGCCCCUGAGAAGGGCCCCCUGCCCCCCGGGGUCCUGGCCGCCAUCGUCCUGGCCGCGCUGGGUCUGGCUGGAGCCGCAGGGGCCGGCGUCUGGCUGUGGAGGAGAAAAUCAGCAGGCCGUCGCAAACCCGGCUACACCCCGGCAGCCACUAAGACGGGAGAUGAUUCAGCCUCCAGCUCGGCCUCAGGAACAGGGUCCCAGAGCGCGGGAUCCCGGAUUUAGGGGCGGCCCUGCCCCGCUGCCGGCCCCACAGACUCCCCUGCGCUGGGGGGCUGGACCCGUUUCCCCCAGUGGGUGCUGGGGCCUAGCUUUGCGUUCUCUGCCGUGGCUUCGAAAGUCUCAACGGAGUAGCCCUGUGGGUCUGCAAUUUAAAAUAACCCCUGUACAAAAGAGCCGGC
Molecule: messenger RNA, 1034 nt
Organism: Pelodiscus sinensis (Chinese soft-shelled turtle)
Lineage: Eukaryota; Metazoa; Chordata; Testudines; Trionychidae
Source: RefSeq, a predicted model, not a curated record